AUGGAUAAAUUUCAUGAAGCACUCUUCCUGGCCUUCAUCUCAAUCCUUUCCUGUGACAUUCCACGGAUCGAUUUCAACUCACCAGGGUAUCCAGCUCCGGCGGGGAUGACGUCAUCGGCGAUGGCAGCAAAUCAGAUCGCGGCUAUGAGCGUGAUUCCUUUGAAGGGCUUAGCGUUAGUCUUUGCUUCAGCGUCGGUGUUACCUCCGGCAUCAGAGAGAAUCCGAAGAGCUCUUCUGGUUCAGGCUUUGAACUGCUUGGUACUCUCUGCCAUCUGUUUAAAUUUUGCUAGAAUGUGCCAUCUCACAUUGCUCUCUGGAUUACCUGUUUUCCAAGGCAUGGGGUUGCUUCUCACUCUCUUCUCCUUUUUCUUCUGGUUGGUCAAGACGCUUCCUCGUUGA
Messenger RNA from Microthlaspi erraticum, 399 nucleotides. The record is from the annotation of a GenBank genome assembly. Lineage: Eukaryota; Viridiplantae; Streptophyta; Magnoliopsida; Brassicales; Brassicaceae.